Messenger RNA from Rhinopithecus roxellana (golden snub-nosed monkey), 1959 nucleotides. It is a transcript of the gene C4H6orf136, whose product is annotated as chromosome 4 C6orf136 homolog. Lineage: Eukaryota; Metazoa; Chordata; Mammalia; Primates; Cercopithecidae. The record is from RefSeq and is a predicted model, not a curated record.
GGUUGGGGGGGAAAAAAAAAAUGCUAACUUGCGCAAGCGCACUCAGGCAGCCUCCGAGCCCGCGGGCGCAGGCGCGCUUACUGCCGACAGAGCGCUUCAGCCGCUUCCCUCGAGCCCGCAGUGCGCAAGCGCGCGACAUCUCCGUUUCCCUCCCUCAGCCCCUUCCCCCCCUUCCCCCCCCGUCCCGGCCUCCUUUCCCCUUCACGAAGCCGGCUCCGGGGCGCGCUCACCCCUGUGAGGAGGCCGGAGGCCGGACUCAGAGGCUCCCUCUCCACUCCCGGAAGAUCAUGUACCAGCCCAGCCGGGGUGCGGCCCGGCGUCUCGGCCCUUGCCUCCGCGCCUACCAGGCUCGACCCCAGGUGAGCGGAGCAGAAGCUGGAGGGAGGAGAGGGGGCGGGGAGAGACCCUCCUCAGAGCCGGUGCGUGGGGCGGAGCGCGCGCUGGGUUCCGCGCAGGCGCAGAGACACCCACCGCCCCUUCCCACCUGUGCCCUGCAGCGCGUGGACGGGCUAGGGGUCGCGGGAGCGGGAGGGAUUCACUGCCGGCGGCGCGUAAGGACUUCGGUCCUCCCAGGUUUGAGGGCGGACAGACGGGGUCAAGGCCAGGCAGCGGGGCGCGUCUGCGUUGCGCCCGAUCCGCGGUUACCUGUGCCUAGAGGUGAUUUGAAGGGCAGGGGCGGAGAGAUUCGCAGCCCGGCCGCGGCGCCGUCCCGGAGUUCCUCGGCCCAGACCAGACCCGCGGGGCGCCUUCAGCAGCCCGCGCGUCUUGCACUCGGAGAGCGGUCCGGGCAGGAAGGCCGGCCAGUGUGCACCCUCUUCGGGCCCCUGCGCCGGGGCUGGCAAGAUGGCCACGCCCCCAGCAGAGACGGCGCCUCUGGGACACCGUUGGGGACCGAGGACCAGCUUUAUCCAGGGACUCUACCAUUCCCACCCCUUUGGCCCCACUCCACGACAACCACUUCCCCAUCAUCUCCUCUACUCUGGUCUCCCCUGCCCCCGCGCCUUCCCACCCAGCGUCCUCCCCAGGUUCCCCCACUGCCUCUCCCUCAGAUCCAGGCCCUCAGCUCAGCAUGGGUGGUUCUCCCUCCAGGAAAGGGGGAGGAGGGACCAGGACCUGAGUUGCAUAGCGGCUGCCUGGACGGGCUUAGAAGCCUUUUUGAGGGACCUCCCUGCCCCUAUCCUGGGGCUUGGAUACCUUUCCAAGUCCCUGGAACUGCCCACCCUUCCCCUGCCACCCCAUCAGGAGAUCCUAGUAUGGAGGAACAUCUGUCUGUCAUGUAUGAGAGACUGAGACUAGAGCUUCCCAAGCUCUUCCUUCAGUCCCACGACUACAGUCUGUAUUCCUUGGAUGUGGAAUUCAUCAAUGAGAUCCUCAACAUACAUACCAAGGGCCGAACAUGGUACAUUCUUUCACUGACCCUCUGCCGUGUCCUGGCCUGGAAUUAUUUUGCACACCUUCGUUUGGAGGUUCUACAACUGACCCGCCACCCUGAGAACUGGACCCUGCAAGCACGGUGGCGGCUCAUAGGGCUGCCUGUCCACUUGCUCUUUCUGCGGUUCUACAAGCGUGACAAAGAUGAACUUUACCGGACCUAUGAUGCCUACUCCACUUUCUACCUGAAUUCCAGUGGCCUCAUUUGUCGCCAUCGUCUAGAUAAACUGAUGCCUUCACACUCACCUCCAACGCCUGUGAAGAAGCUGCUAGUGGGAGCCCUGGUGGCCCUGGGGCUGUCAGAGCCAGAACCUGACUUAAACCUGUGUUCCAAGCCCUGAUCCUUGACCUUUGAGUGGGGGCAGCACUGAAGACUGCUAAGCCCAAGAGAAGGAGGUGGAGGCAGCCAAGAAUCUCAGGAGCCAGCUUCCUCUCUUUUCUCUCCUUCCUUUCCAUCUCAUGCUGUGUAAAGCUGCUCUGUAAUUUAACUUGUAAAUAAUAAAGUUUAACUGACUAUAUGAGAUAGAA